CACAACAAAGACUAUCUCGGUCCAACAGAAAGAUGGCUCCAACAACAAAAGGUGCUCUCAAUUUUAAAGCUACUUUUACUGAAGAAGUCACGCCUUUCAACAUUGAAGUAGAUCAAGACUUUCUUGACAAUACCCGAUUGAAAGCCUCUUUGACUCGAUUCGUGGACGACCUCGAGGAGCAAGAGGCCUUCACUGAUGGACCACCACGGCAAACUGCAGAGAAAGUUGCUGACUAUUGGGCCAACAAAUAUGACUGGCGCGCGAUUGAAGCUGAUAUCAAUUCCAAGCUCAAGCAAUACACCACUCUCGUGGAAACACCAACCACCAAAUUCACAGGCCCAAUCCCACUACAUUUUGUGCAUCACCGAUCUCCACGAGAAGAUGCAAUUCCUCUUCUUUUCGUGCAUGGCUGGCCAGGGUCGUUUCUCGAAGUCGACAAUAUCAUCGAACCGCUAACAAAUCCACCUGAUCCAUCCACGCCUGCAUUCCAUGUCGUUGCACCUUCUAUUCCAGGCUAUGGAUUUAGCCCUUCACCUCGAAAACCGGGCUUUGGCUACAGACAGUCCGGGGCUGCUUUCCACGCCUUGAUGCAGAAGCUGGGAUACAAGAAGUAUUGUUUUCAGGGCGGUGAUGCAGGCGACCUUAUCAAUCGAUACAUGGCAGUCGACUUUCCAGAAAGCGUCGUGUCUGGACACUCGAACUUCUGGGUCAUUCCACCAAAUGAGGACGAUUUGGACAAGUAUCGACGAAACGAGUCUUCACCGGAUGAGAAAUAUCUCAUUGAAUUGUAUGGAGGCUUUACUACUCGUCACUGGGCGUAUGGACAGAUUCAACAGACUCGACCGUUGAAACUAGCCGGGGCCAUGACGGACAGUCCGGUUGGAUUGGCCAUGUGGAUCUACGAUAGUGUCGUGAGCGGAGUUCCAGACCCAAGUAUCUGGACUCCUGAGUUGAUCAUUACUUGGACGAUGAUGCAUUGGAUCAAUGGCCCGUAUGCAGCUUUCAGCUUGUACAAGAAUGGUGCUGCGGACGGAGCAAUCUCGAUCAAAGGAAUCAGUCUUCUUCCCUAUGUCAAGCAGCCCGUGGCCAUAUCACAGUUCCCAUAUGAUCUGUGGUACAGGACCCCUCUCGAUUGGGCUCAACGUGGAGGGAAUGUCAAAAUAAAUACUGUGCAUGAAACAGGAGGCCAUUUCGCAGCGUUGACAAAUGCUGAUUUGUUGCUUCAGGACAUUUGGCGGUUCUUUGGGGACGCAGAAUUGUCAAACACUAACAUAUUCAAACAGACCUGAGCGGAUUUGUAUUUCAUCGCUGGUCUUAGCAAAGCUUGGUAGGUAUGGGGAAAGUUGACACCGCAGGCUCUACUGAAAUUGUGAUGGGAGAGUGCAGAGAGCUAGAGGCCCGAUACCCCCCGAAGAGAAAGGGAAGCUGUUCACCAAGGAGUGCAGGAGACGUCAUGAAUGACUCCAGCAUCGGAAUCAUUUUAUAGACGACAAGGACUUGUAUAGCAUCUAGAUUGAAGUACACAUGUAGGUAUCUACAAUGUCUAAAUUCGUUGUCUAAA
Molecule: messenger RNA, 1561 nt
Organism: Exophiala mesophila
Lineage: Eukaryota; Fungi; Ascomycota; Eurotiomycetes; Chaetothyriales; Herpotrichiellaceae
Exons: 2
Coding region: 33-1289 (418 amino acids)
Biological process (GO): epoxide metabolic process
Molecular function (GO): epoxide hydrolase activity
Source: RefSeq, a predicted model, not a curated record